Messenger RNA from Lecanosticta acicola, 1084 nucleotides. Lineage: Eukaryota; Fungi; Ascomycota; Dothideomycetes; Mycosphaerellales; Mycosphaerellaceae. The record is from the annotation of a GenBank genome assembly.
AUGGAAGACGCGGUGCAACAAGAGUCCCAGGAGAUUCUGCAAGAAACUCCAGCCGCCGAUGUCUUCGUCCCACCCUCGAUUCACAGGCCGAAAGUGCUCGCCGGCGAGAGCUACACGCAUCAUUCGGCCAUACCCGCCAGUAUUCAGAGCGACAUGACCACCGAGUGCGUUCUCGGGGUGGAUGAAGCCGGCAGGGGUCCAGUACUCGGUAUGCAUGUAAAUACCUUCCGAAACAGAUCUCCAUCGAAAAUUGCUUAACUUUUUUUGUUCUCUCUCAGGCCCUAUGGUCUACGGACUCUACUACCUCCCCCUCCCCCUCCACCGCUCCCUCCUAGCCGACACCCACCAAUUCGACGACUCCAAAGCCCUCACCCCAGCCGUGCGAUCAGCCCUCAUGGAAAACCUCUGCACCCCGAACACAGAUCUCUUCCAGCACAGCGGCUGGGCCAUCCGCUCUCUCUCCGCCCGCGACAUCUCCUCCGCCAUGCUGCGACCCCACGGCGUCUACAACCUCAACGCACAAGCCAUGGACGCCACGAUCACCCUCAUCCAGGAAGUGCUGAAUGCAGGCGUGAAUGUGCGCCAAGUGUACAUUGACACCAUCGGCCCGCCGGCGGCGUAUCAGAAGCGCCUCGAGCGGAUCUUCCCGGCUCUGGAGAUUACCGUGGCGAAGAAGGCGGAUAGUCUGUUUCCUUGCGUUUCCGCUGCUUCGGUCUGCGCUAAAGUGACGAGGGAUGCGGCGCUGGAAGUGCUCUAUAGCGCCUAUGCCACUGCCGCCGAGGAGGAGGAGGGUGGCAUCGCCGCCUGGGGUUCGGGGUACCCUUCCGAUGCACGUUGUUCGAAUUGGUUGAAGGCCAAUAUGCAUCCUCUCUUUGGCUGGGGCAACGAGUGUCGAUUUAGUUGGGGCACGGCGAAAGAGUUGCUGGAAGCGAAGGGUGCUCCGUGUCGAAUUGACUGGCCCGAGGGAGAUGAAGAUGCGGACAAUAUGAAGUUGACCGGUUUCUUCCUCGGCGCUGAUGAUGAUGACCGAGAGGAUGAGCUAGGGUCGUGGUUUGGCAGGCGGGUGACUGAGGAGGUUUUUUGA